Messenger RNA from Symbiodinium natans, 1710 nucleotides. NCBI's taxonomy places the organism in Eukaryota, Dinophyceae, Suessiales, Symbiodiniaceae. The record is from the annotation of a GenBank genome assembly.
AUGGCUAUGCUACCGUUGCUCCUCGCUUUGGUGCAUGGUGCACUCCUGCGUGCUGCAGCAAGCGAGGUUGCUGGCUCUUGCCCCUCCGACACCUCGGAGGAGCCUUCCGCGUCCUCCCUGGCGGACCUCAUCGUCUCAGAGGAUGAGGAUGAGCUGCCUUUGCAUCUUCUGCAGAGACGGCAGAAGCGAAGAGUCAAGGAGUACCGCGAGGCAAUGAAAGCCAGUGCCGGCGAGGAGGCGUCGUCCAAAGCCAGGUGGCCCCCGCCACCGUUCGACUUCGAGGACUCCGGCACCAAAUACAGUGCUUUCAUUGAGGACAACGAGGAGAGCCGGCCACCGCCCCUAACACCGAUGGUGGUGCGGUCAUCGCCCAAAAGGAGGCGAUCACUGGACCUCCACUUCAACGCGGUCAUGGCAAGCUGCGGGUCCAGACUCAGCGACCCUAGUCGCUGUACCAAGGCAGUGGAGCAGUCUUCAAAGAAAGUCUUCGUCCAGCUGCAUUUCGAGGCGAGAACUGAUGAGACCGUCCCCCCGCUGACGAACAAGGAGGCGAAAAGCUUCGAAGACCGAUUUCAGGAGCUCGUCCUCGGGGACUCGAAGCGAGUGAUGUUAAAGAGCACCAAGUCUGAGCAGUACGCCGGCUGGAAGUCUUUGGUGCAGAAUGGCUACAUGGCCAUGAGACCGGUGGUUCCUGUGGCCCUGACGAAUGAGAUCAACAAGCUGAAUGAGACUGGAGCAUCCAGCUGGACUGCAACGUAUGACGCGUCCUUCAUCAAGGUGUCUGUGGCCAAGGGCAAAAGCAAGCUUGGCUUCACGAUGUCCAAAGAGGAAGAGGAGCAGAUGAAGAAUGACACUUUGAGCAUGUUGCAGGAAGACCUGAAGCAGUUCAGCGAGGAGGAGCUUAGCAAGAGUGCCUAUUCCCAGUACUUCGAUGUGAGGGAAAACUGGCCCGAGUGCAAGCCCGUCACGACGCACGUGCGCUACCAGACGUGCAACAACUGCUGGAGUCACAGCACCGCCUUGAUCACGGAGAGCCGGCUCUGCAUCCAGACGCACGGACGGUUCAACGGGCCCCAGGCCUGGUUGAGCCAGUCCUUCAUCGCAGCGUGCAGGACUGACGGCCACGACUACUGCAACGGCGGUAGCGGCCUCCUUGGCUUUCGGACAGUGUCCCGGUGGGGAGUUCCCACUGGUGGCCCAGACUACCGCGGAAACAUCCAGGCGGGCGUGCAGACCUGCUACCCGCAAGUGCUGCCGCACGAUACGCAAGUCCACUGCCCUGGGGCCUGCUCACCCUACACCAGGUAUCCGCGGAAACUGGAUCAGGAUCUUUUCUACGUCCAGUACGAGCCGAGGGCGCUCCAUCCCGUGGGUUCACAGGUUCCCUACCUGGUGAAGAAGGCGCUGAUGACUGAAGGCCCGAUUUUGCUGGGCAUGCGCAUCUACCAGGACUUCUACGCGUACCAGUCCGGCAUCUACCGGCCCGUCAAGAAGUCCUGGAACCUCUACAUGGGAGGACAUGCCGUCACAGGCAUGGGCUUCGGCCCCGGCUACAUCCUGGCCAUCAACUCUUGGAGCGAGUCCUGGGGGAUCAGGGGCGCUUUCCAUGUGGCCCCCGACGCCAUCGAUUUUGGAUACUUCCUCCCUGGGCGCCCUUUGGGCGCCUUGGGCGGGAGCCCAUACCCAAUGCCCUUGCCCAGAAGUAGAUGA